Ctenopharyngodon idella (grass carp) is the source of this 1339-nucleotide messenger RNA. RefSeq names its product S100 calcium binding protein S (gene s100s). The coding region runs from base 169 to 546 and encodes 125 amino acids. The transcript has 4 exons. The record is from RefSeq and is a predicted model, not a curated record. Lineage: Eukaryota; Metazoa; Chordata; Actinopteri; Cypriniformes; Xenocyprididae. Gene Ontology annotation, molecular function: calcium ion binding.
GGAGGGGGCCGAGUGAGUGAUAUUUAAACCCCAGAGGUUCUCUCUCUCCCCUCAUCUGUGCUUCAGCUCUCCGGCUGUCUAUCACUAUCUCCUGCACUUCAUUACAGACAAAGGAAGCUCUCCGUAGGCAUUCAGUAGUUUGCUGAACCCGGAGAGAGAAGAUCCAAGAUGCCACGCUCAAAGUGUGAUGUCAUGUCCAAAGAACCAAGCUCCAACUUGGAAAGCGCCAUGCAGAUGCUCAUCAAGACCUUUCAUAAGUAUUCCGGAAAGGAAGGAGACAAAUACACGCUCAGCCGAGGGGAACUGAGGGAACUUCUGACAGAGGAGCUGGGAAAUUAUCUCGGGAAUGCUCAAGAUAAAGAUGCGGUGGAACGAGUGAUGAAUGACCUGGAUUCCAAUAAUGAUGGCGAAGUGGACUUCACCGAGUUCAUCAUCCUCAUGGGGGCGCUGACCGUGGCCUGCAACGACUUCUUCCUGGACAGUCCGGCGCCUAAAACCAAGCCUGAUGGCAAGGGCGAUGCAGCAACAGAGGAAAAGAAAGAGUAAUGAGCGAAUGCUACAAAAACAGAGAGAGAAAACAGAGAGAAGUAUUAUUAGGUUGCAUGGUUGAGAACAAGAGAGUGCACAAGUUUCAUCCAUUUCUUUAAUCAGGACCGACAAACCUAGUUCCUGGAGGAGAUUUCUCUGCUUUUAUAAUUCAACCCAAGCUGUUAAUAUACUUUUAAAGCAAAACUGACAAACCUCAAAGUUCAAAAACUUGGGGGUUUGACAUAAACACACAUCAGUGCAGUGAAAGGAGCUGGUUUGUCUAACGCUAAACUAUUUUUUUUCUAGUUAAUGAGAAGUUUUUGAGUAUAAAAAUCUUUCAGGAUGGGUGCCUUCUGCUUCAUAUAAGAACACAUGACCGCAGACAUUAUAUACAGCUAUAUAGAGUCUGUUUUUGGAUGAAGAUAUAGCAGCAAAGUGUAUUAUGAGUGCAAUCAGUGGCUACUUACUUGUAAGUGUCAAAGCCUGUUUUAGAGAGAAUGGGAUAGGAAAUAGUGUGUUAUGGACAGUUAUGAAUGCUCAUUUUUAAUAAUUCUGAACUGUGACUUGACAAACAUAUGUUGAGGUAUUUAUACUUACAUCUUGAUGAUGAUGUAAUUAUGAAUACCCUUUACUGUUGACAGCAAGCAAUAUUACAUCUACUUCAUGGUUACCAUAAAUUCUGAACAGUGUUCAUGAUCUAUGAAUCUAAUAAUUCAGUGUUGGUUUGUCUCUUUCUUUGCAUCUAUUUUUUAGCCUAUUUUUAUUUAAUAAUCAGUAUGUAUCUUCUUAAUUAUAAUAAACAUGCAACUGA